AUUUUGUCACAAAAAAUGUUGCGACUUUCUGUCAAGAAAUAUUUGAACCAAGACCGUUAUUCUUUCAUUCUCAAACACCACAUAUUCAGAGGCAAUGUUUUUAUACAACACACUGAUCAGGAGCCAGCUUUUGCGGACGAACUAAUUGAACACUCCUUAUUAAUACUCUCGUAGAUCUACUCACCUUGACCUCAGCGGCAAAGGUCAACAUUUGCUAAAAGGUUAUUGAAAGAAUAAGCCCAGUGAAUUCGUUUACGUUUUAGCUCAUCUUUUAAGGUAUUGUCAAGGAAUCUAUCGUGUGAGUAUUUACGUUCAUAUAUUGUGUGACAACGAUACCUAAAUAGCAUUGAGCAGCUCAUUAUAUGCCUUCAAGCAAAGAUCCCCCGCAUCAAGCAGACAUUGUUUAUUUAACUAACUGAAGACUUUCAGUUUUAAAACUUUUCACAAUUCUACCUCGUUGUGUAUGUUAUAUUUUCUACUGUGAUUACUUUUCUAAUCGCAUCAUCUACAAGAACUCAAUAUAUUAACACAAAAUGGCCGAUUCAGAGCACCAGGCUUUAAACAAAACUGAUCCAUCGACUAAGGUUAACUACCAGACGUUAGCCCACUACUCAACUGACCAAAAGCAAUCGGUUUUCAACCCUGCACUUCUGAUCUCCACAAAACCCGACCAAACGUCCGGGCACACCUCCACACAGUCCAACCUCCACGGCACCAGACGCCCGUCCAGGGCGUCUUUCCUCGGAAGUUUCUCGGCCAGUUUGGACGCCCUCAAGGCUAGCGUGGUGCAGGUGAAGCAGAGUUCCAUUGACCACUGGCCGCUACUUUUGCUGACGGUCGUAACGGCGCUGGUCACAAGUGCCCUCAAGGUGUUUAGCCUCGUCUUUGACCAGUACGUCUACAGCGUGUACGCUAAGGACGUGUUCGGGGGUAGGAACAUUGAUACACGCAGCCACCCAUGUCUCAACACAUCCGACACUUCUCCAAACGCCUCGGCUGAUAAAGAUCUGGUGGAACAAGUCCAGGAUAUGACGUCAAACUUGACGCUCUAUCUUGACGUCAUCUUAUACGUGCUAGGGAUGGUGUCAAACAUGGCGCUGGGCGCAUGCGCCAACUUGAUCAGACGUAAAGUGCUGUUGUUAGCUCCCCUAACUGGGUUUUUCAUCAAGUGCGCCACGUUAAGCUCCAUCAUCUACUGGGAGCUGAGCUUAGACUGGUUGUACAUGGCGUACGCCGUGGACGGUAUCUGCGGGAAUUCCAUCGGGAUGCUGUUGGGGUCGUUCCUGUACACCAGCGAUAUCACAUCACGUGACAACAAGAGGACCCUAGGGGUCGCCAUUGUCGAGGCCGCUAAAGGGGUCGUGAGUGCAGCCGUUUACGUGGUAGCCGGGCAGCUGAUCGAGAAGGCGGGGUUUCUGGUCCCAGCUUUGGUGGCUACAGGGCUACAGGCUCUAGCGAUCAUCCUCGUCUGUUUCCUACCAGACCGGAAGCCCAAAGACCUGGAGCAGCGGGCCACGUUCUGGUCGGUCUCCGGUGCCGUGCGGGAGAUGCUGUCGCCGUUCCUGCUGCCAGAGAACCAGAGGCUGAGGCGGAUGUCGCUCCUGGCAGCCUUGACCUUCUGCGUUCUCUUCAUCGCCAGGACCGGCGUCGAUAAGAUCAGGAACCUGUACCUGAUGAAUCUGCCAUUUUGUUUCGACGCUAUCACCAUUGGUUGGUUCAUGUUCGCACGUGACGCCGGCCAUUACGCAUUCACGGUCUUCGCCGUCAGCUGUCUGUACCGGUGCUUGCCGGGAUUCGGGCUGGGAAUUCUGGGAACUCUCUCCAACAUUGCGGCAUUCCUCAUGUACGCCUUUGCCCAGAACUACUGGCAGAUUUACAUAGCGCCCGUCCUUGGCUUUGGAGAGACGCUGACCUUCACCGUGAUCAGAGGUGAAGGGUCACGUUUGCUGGGACCCGAGUAUCAAGCGUCGUGGUUUGCCUCCCUUGCAGUGUUGGAGAGCAUUAGCCUAGCGAUUAGCGCCCCUGUUUUCAUCCCCAUCUACACGGCCACACUGGGCGGUUUUACUGGCAGCGUCUAUGUGGGUUGUGCUGGUGUUCUGCUGGUGGUGCUGCUGAUGAAGUGCAUCUAUCAGGUGAUGUGGGUCAGACACAUGACAGACGUGCUGUCAGACAGCCUGGAGAUUGGCGCAGACGACAGUCAGACGUCAGACCAGAAGAAACUUCUCCCAGAAUCUAAGGACCAGUUUACCAGCUCAUCAGCAUAUGUCACACAUCUUUGAUGUCAUCUGAUGUCACGCAUCUUUGAUGCCAUCUAUCUCUGAUGUCACACCUCUUGGAUGUCAUUUGUGUCUGACGUCGCACAUCUUUGAUGUCAUUUAUCU
Molecule: messenger RNA, 2381 nt
Organism: Physella acuta
Lineage: Eukaryota; Metazoa; Mollusca; Gastropoda; Physidae
Biological process (GO): transmembrane transport
Cellular component (GO): membrane
Molecular function (GO): transmembrane transporter activity
Source: RefSeq, a predicted model, not a curated record